AUGCUCAAUCAGGUCUCCGCAUCAACCCGUAGAAACAUUCGAUCACCACGGCGGGUGUGGUCUGCGACUGGGAUCAAUGUCUACAAGAAAGUUUCUGAUAAAAACGACGAGGAUUUGAAGUCACACAUUGCCAAAGUUUCCCUCGAUUUUUACGGCCAGCCCUCAAAAUUGUUGCAGGUGAACGCGGUUUUUAAUCUAGUUCAAGGUCGCAACACAUUUCUUCUUGCCGGGACGGGUUUUGGUAAAUCAAGAAUUGCGGAAAUCUACUACAGACUAAUUCCUCAGGUCAAAAAGGCUGUUGUUCUUGUGCUGAAUCCGUUAGACUCCCUUGGCGAUAAUCAAGUUUAUGAGAAAGAACAAGCGGGGUUUACAGCGAUCAAUUUGACCAAGUCGAACUUCAAUGAAGAGACCGCCAUCAACAUUGAAAACGGAGUAUACAAUUUUGUGUAUAUGAGUCCGGAAACCUUUCUCAACAACAAGAUAUGGGAUGCGGUAUACUUCAGCAGCAAGUUCCAAAAUCGGCUGGCUUUAAUCGUUAUUGAUGAGGCCCAUAUGGUCUACAUCUGGGGACUUGUGGCCAGUGGGCAGGGUAAAAAGGCCGCUGCAAUACUUCUCCGGUACCAGGACAUCGGCAUUUUUCGGCCGUCUUACGGUAAUCUUGGUGCCCAUCUCCUCUUCCGGAACAAUAAACCUAUUCUUUUGCUGUCUGCAACAUGUCGGCCGGUCGCAAUUGAGGCAAUCAAGAGAAGUCUCAAGCUUGAGGCCGCUGCGAUUGACGUUUUACAGGGGGAGUUGACCCGACCAGAAAUUCGGAUCAUCCGCAUCCCCAUGGAAAAAUCUCUAGCCUCAUCCCUCGAUCUGAUCAAGGUGUUCCCUUCAGUCAGGGAUGUACCCAACUCAAAAUUGGUUCCAUCGUUGGUAUACAGUGGAUCUCGAAAUCGCACUUUAACAGUCAUGGACGUCAUCGAUCGAGCUCGCGAGACCCCGGGUUCUUCGUUAGAUCCACACAACACAUGUAUCCGACGCUAUCACUCGUGCACUGGUGAUCUAGACAAAGUGCGCUGUGUGGAUCAAUUUUCCAAAGAAGAAUUUCCGAUCAUUUCGGCCACGAUGGCACUCGGGUUGGGACAGAACUGGAAGCGGGUCAGAAUGGUUGCACACAUGGGCCGAGCGGAUCCAGCUCAAAUUGCGCAGAUGAUUGGUCGAUGUGGGCGCGAUGGUCGGGAUGGUUUGGCUUUGCUAUUUAUGGAAAAAAAUAGGAGAUCUGGGAAGAAUUCGGUGGACCAGUUCAAAAUGGGGUCGGCCCAGACGGAUGAGGACCGAGUCGAUGCGCUGGCCAUCACUCCUGUAUGCCUGCGAGUGGCAUUCUCCUUGGAUAACCUUCGCGGAUAUGUUCCACUCCGAUUUGAUGAUCCUGAAUACAUCAAGGAGGUGGCACGGGAAGCUAAGGAGGGGUUCCGAAAGUGCCAAUGUUCUAAUUGCGAAGUGGCUUCGUCAGACACUCUCGUCAAGAACCUACCACUGGCUGAUGAAGACAACUUUGACGACAUCCUGGCCAACAAUUUCAUUCCUCAUAGCCUCCCGGACCUUACGUCAAAGUAUCCCAAGAAGAAACCUGUGGCUCGGAAGCGGAAAUAUUCGGCAGAAGAGAUGACAAAUCUGAAUACUCUCAAGACCGUUCUGAUCGAUGAGAUGCGCGAAUUGUACGAGUCGGUAGUCCAACCUGGUGGGGCCUUUGCCGCCAGCGACCUGUUUGGACUCGAGGAGGCUGACUCCUUGGCUCUGAACUAUCUCUCGAUAAUCACCCCGGAGGACGUUUGCUCAUACAUUGGUGGGCAGUGCUUUGCCGGCCAGCUACAAAGGCUGGCUGACCUCAUCUCUAAGUUCAAGCUCUCAAACGGUCAAAUGGCCCAUGGGCCUCGCCCCAAGGCCGCCAAAUUGACUCAAUUAGACGCGCAAUUGGAUACCAAUCCGGCCGAGACUGCUUUACAAGGCUCGGCGGCCCUGGUCGACACUCAAGAUGGAGGAAAUGAAGGACAACUUAGCGAAACGGUCUUCGGCCGCACAAUGACAAAGAAGGAAAUGGCUGCAGCAAAGAGGGAUCAGAAACAAGCAGAGCGAAUAGAAAAAGCUCGGUUGAAGGAGAUUGAGCUUGAGCGCAACCGGCAGAGGAAACAACAAGUAGCUGGGAUAAUGGCGGAUUCAUGGGCGGAACAUAUGCAGGGGCCGUCGAGAUCAAAUAUAGACCCCGACCUGCAUAAGUUAUAG
Puccinia graminis f. sp. tritici CRL 75-36-700-3 is the source of this 2268-nucleotide messenger RNA. RefSeq lists its product as uncharacterized. The transcript is spliced from 2 exons. The record is from RefSeq and is a predicted model, not a curated record. Gene Ontology annotation, molecular function: nucleic acid binding; 3'-5' DNA helicase activity; four-way junction helicase activity. NCBI's taxonomy places the organism in Eukaryota, Fungi, Basidiomycota, Pucciniomycetes, Pucciniales, Pucciniaceae. The coding region runs from base 1 to 2268 and encodes 755 amino acids. Gene Ontology annotation, cellular component: chromosome; cytoplasm. Gene Ontology annotation, biological process: double-strand break repair via homologous recombination.